Lithohypha guttulata is the source of this 1761-nucleotide messenger RNA. Its product is annotated as hexose transporter hxt5. Gene Ontology annotation, cellular component: plasma membrane. The record is from RefSeq and is a predicted model, not a curated record. Lineage: Eukaryota; Fungi; Ascomycota; Eurotiomycetes; Chaetothyriales; Trichomeriaceae. Gene Ontology annotation, biological process: carbohydrate transport; transmembrane transport. The transcript is spliced from 5 exons. Bases 1 to 1761 code for a protein of 586 amino acids. Gene Ontology annotation, molecular function: carbohydrate:proton symporter activity.
AUGAAGAAGCCUGGUAUGCCAGGCAUGACAAUCUAUUUCGACCAGUACAAUCCAAACGACGAGAAGGGCACUGAUGUCAGGCGUUCACUGGCUGACCUCGACUACUCCCCACUCAAAAGACUGACGGGUCAGUCUAUUGCGAUGGCAAUGCUGGUUUCUAUGGGUGGUCUAAUUUUCGGUUAUGAUACUGGUCAAAUUUCUGGCUUUCUGGAAUUGCCUGAUUUCUUGGAACGAUUUGGUCAACCAGGCCCGGAUGGUGAGGCUCAGUUUAGCAACGUACGAUCUGGUCUUAUUGUCGCCAUGCUGUCUAUUGGCACACUGAUUGGAGCUCUUGCGGCUGCUCCCAUCGCGGAUAGGAUGGGAAGACGUCUUUCCAUCAGCUUGUGGUGUUUUGUUUGCGGUAUUGGCUUCCUUGUCCAGAUAACAGCUUUCCAUGCUUGGUACCAGAUCAUGAUUGGACGUAUCAUUGCUGGUUUUGGUGUUGGAGCUUUGUCUCUGCUUGUGCCCAUGUACCAGGCAGAAACAGCACCACCCUGGAUUCGAGGUGCCAUGGUUUGCACAUACCAACUUUUCAUCACCCUUGGCAUUUUCCUUGCAGCCUGCUUCAACUUUGGAGUGUACGAGCAUCAAAGAAACAGCUCAGCCUCGUGGAGAAUUGUGAUCGGUGUGGGCUACGCUUUCUUGAUCAUUUUGGGUGUCGGGAUCAUUUUCUUCCCGGAAACUCCUCGAUAUGCAUAUCGGGUAGGCCGCAAAGAGGAAGCCAAAGAGACUCUUUGCAAAGUCUAUGGCGCACCACCGAAUCAUUACUCCAUCUACACACAGAUGGAAGAGAUCGAGGCCAAAUUUAUCUCCGAAAAACACAUCAAAGGAGGACCUCUCUCCGAAAUGGCGUCCAUGCUACGUGCGCCUCGAGUUGCUCAUCGUCUCGCUCUUGGUAUGGGAUUGCAGAUGUUUCAGCAGCUGACAGGUGCCAAUUACUUCUUUUACUACGGCACAACCAUUUUCCAGUCUGUUCAGAUUAAUUCUUAUGUGACACAGAUGAUUCUGAAUGGCAUCAACUUUGGCAGUACUUUCAUAGGUCUCUAUAUUGUGGAGCACUAUGGACGACGCAAGUCUUUGAUCUUCGGCAGCAUUUGGAUGUUCUGCUGCUUCCUGGUUUUCGCUUCAGUUGGACACUUCAGCCUGGAUCAAACUGAUCCUACACGUACACCACAGGCUGGUAUUACUCUGAUCUGCUUUGCCUCCUUCUUCAUCUGGGGUUACGCCAUUACCUGGGGUCCACAAGUAUGGGCACUUAUCAGUGAACUGUUUCCAUCUCGAUAUCGAGCCAAGGGCAUGGCUUUGUCAACUGCAUCUAACUGGAUGUGGAAUUUCUUAUUGGCCUUUUUUACUCCUUUUAUCACUGGGGCUAUAGACUUCAGAUAUGGCUACGUGUUCGCAGCCUGCAACUUCAUGGGAGGGUUAAUCGUCUACUUCUUCUUAAUUGAAGGCCAAGGACGAACGCUUGAAGAGAUUGACACAAUGUACCUUGAGAAGGUCUCGCCGAUGAAGAGCAGCAAGUGGGUGCCACCAUCCGCUGAAGACAUGGCUCGAAUUCGCCGACAGGCAGGUACAGAUGAAACAGCUGCUGUGAUGAACAACUCAGAUGAUGUUGAGCAAAGAGGCACGUUUAGUGGGGAGACAGAGCGUGGCUCAGAUGGUAUGAUGAGAAAACAUGAAGACGAGACUGUUCAACACAGAGAAGGAGGUGUAAUUCGGUAA